This is a messenger RNA of Anastrepha ludens (Mexican fruit fly), 3410 nucleotides long. Its product is annotated as putative dual specificity tyrosine-phosphorylation-regulated kinase 3 homolog. The coding region runs from base 115 to 1092 and encodes 325 amino acids. Gene Ontology annotation, biological process: peptidyl-serine phosphorylation; peptidyl-threonine phosphorylation. Gene Ontology annotation, molecular function: protein serine/threonine kinase activity; ATP binding. The record is from RefSeq and is a predicted model, not a curated record. The transcript is spliced from 2 exons. Lineage: Eukaryota; Metazoa; Arthropoda; Insecta; Diptera; Tephritidae. Gene Ontology annotation, cellular component: nucleus.
AUCGAUUUUGGCUCAUCAUGCUAUGAAAGCCAACGUGUCUAUACCUAUAUCCAAUCUCGUUUCUAUCGCGCGCCUGAAGUUAUAAUUGGAUCUAAAUAUGGACGACCAAUCGAUAUGUGGUCAUUAGGAUGCAUUUUAGCUGAGUUACUUUCAGGCCAUGCCCUCUUCCCUGGAGAAAACGAAAGCGACCAAUUGGCAUGCGUAAUAGAAGUGCUUGGUAUGCCUAAUAAAUCCUUGCUUGUCAAUGCUAAACGGGCCAAAGCUUUCUUUAAUCCCAAGGGUUUUCCAAGGUACUGUAGUGUACGCACUAUGACUGAUGGAACGGUUGUAUUAAUAGGUGGUCAAUCGCGGCGAGGAAAGCCGCGAGGACCUCCUGGUUCUAAAAGCUUGUCAAAAGCUUUGGAUGGCUGCAAAGAUGCACUAUUUUUAAAUUUCAUAAGAGGUUGCUUGGAGUGGGAUCCAGAAAAACGAUUGACGCCAGCAGAAGCUCUAAAACACCCCUGGUUACGGCGUCGUCUUCCACGACCCCCAAAUUGCGCUAGCUGCCCUGGUGAAAGAGAGAACAUCGGAGACAAUGGUGCGACUCCCAGAAGUACCAACGGUGAUAACACUCCAAUAAUUGAUAAAACCGAAAAAAUUAAAGGGAGCGAAAUCAGUGGUAAUAUCGUUGGGCCGUCAUCGUCAACAACUUCCUCUCUAAAGGAUAAUAUGUCAUCUCGAAGCGGCAUAGCUCUUGCUACUACUUUAACAUCAUGUAGUGGAGAUGUAGUUCCCUCCAUUUCAAUAUCAUCCAUUUCCAUAGAAAAUAAUGUGGUACAAAAUACGAUUGAACUUGUAUCUUUUGAGAAUUCCUUUGUCGCUUCCGAUAAUGCAAGUACUAGCAGCCACCGUAUCAGUAGUUGCAGCAAUAGAAGUAGCUGUAAAUCCAUUAGCUUUAAUAAGUCAAACACUAGCGAUUUAUCUGCUGUUAGCGAACAGGCUGUUUCAGUAUCGCCAAUAAAAUGCUCUAUUUCACACUUUACAUCGUCGACAUGUCUAUUGUCCAACGUUUCCAAGCAGUGCGGAUGUAAGUGUGAUGUACUACAAUCCUAAAAACGUAAAUUAAAUGAAAUGAGAAUUAUAGAAAUGUCACUUUGUAAAGCAUUUAAAAACUUUUUUUUAUUUUCAUAUAAGUAUGAUAGUAAAUUAGCAUAUUUUUUCACAUUAUGUGUAAUUUUCAUAUUAGUUUUAAUAAGUAUUUUAGUUUAAAAAGAGACUAAUUGGCUAAAAAGACUAACAGAAAAUUACAGGCAAAUUACAGGCAAAUUUCAGAUUGCACCAAAUAUGCACAGCUUUUUAUGCUAAGUUACAAAAUUAAUAGCCGGUAUAAGGAUCUUUGCCAACAACAGUUGUCGCGUUGUAUUAUUCACCAACUAGAAUAUGCAAUAUUGCCUUGCAAAUUAAUUCUUCAACGAUAACACUGCCCUGCAAAUUUCAAUUUUUCUGAUGCGAAUAAGAUGUGACCUAGUGUUCCCGAAGGGAAUUUUCGCGCUGAGCACGAAUCCGAGUUCAAAAAUUUUCCAUCACGUCAGGUUUUCAAAAAAAAGGGGGUUGAAACCCCUAAAAAUAGCGUAUUUGGCCAUUUUUCAUAAAUUGUGGAGCAGAACCCUGACGUGCUACGAUCUUCGUUAUUGUCAGUAAUUGAAGGUUGAACUUUGCUCUUUGAAAUAAGCCCAAACCCAAAUUGUUCGCAUGCACCCUUAGAGUAGGGGGUGUACUUAUGUCUACGGGGGUAGAGAAAAAAAUGAACAUAGGAACUUAGGAUUUUUUUUAUUUCUUUUUAAAUGGAAUGUUUGACUUCAGAUUUGUAAUCAGCGACACUAAAUACCUUAGGAACACUGCACUUUUCAUUAUAUCUUAUCUUGAGUGUAGAUAAGUUCCUAUGCUCAUUUUUUUUCUCUACCCCCGUAGACAUAAAUGCACCCCCUACUCUAAGGGUGCAUGCGAACAAUUUGGGUUUGGGCUUAUUUCAAAGAGCAAAGUUCAACCUUCAAUUACUGACAAUAACGAAGAUCGUAGCACGUUAGGGUUCUGCUCCACAAUUUUUGAAAAAUGGCCAAAUACGCUAUUUUUAGGGGUUUCAACCCCCUUUUUCUCGAAAACCUGACGUGAUGGAAAAUUUUUGAACUCGGAUUCGUGCUUAGCGCGAAAAUUCCCUUCGGAAUCACUAGGUCCCAUCUUAUUCGCAAAACCGAUGCAGGGCAGUGUAAUUGAUAGUAACAAAAAAGUCGAUCGAUAUAACAUCAGAACACCGAAGUUAAUUGCUGAUAAAAUUGUAGCAGCUUUAAAUGAAAAAUCGUUAAGACAAGCAUCAUUGGGUAAUUUUUUUUGGUGUAAAAUAUAAUAAUUUUAAUGAGUGCUUCUGAUAUACAUAGAAUUACACUGUGGAACAAAUUCAGGUUAGCAAAAAUUAGGUCCAUUCUGAGAGUGGCGGGUGAAAAUAGAGGCGAAAUUAGAAGACCCGUAUCGCGCCGUUUUUUUAUGUUAGUUCGAAUUUUUUUUUAAUCGGUCUUCGAAGUUCGAAAUCGGAGCAAAAUUGUUUAUAUGGUUUUUUGGCUAUAACUCGUCGACUAAUUGAUAUUUUUUCAAUCUGUAAAAGCUAAAUCAUUGCUAGAGACCUGUGCAUCAAUUACAAUUUUUGAAAAAAUUGAUUUCGAAAAUUUUUGUGGUACUUAUGAAGCAAUAUACUGAAAAUCGGCAUUUGACUGCAAACUUCGAAGGCCGAUUAAAAAAAAAUUCGAACUAACAUAAAAAAACGGCGCGAUACGGGUCUUUUAAUUUCGCCUCUAUUUUCACCCGCCACUCUCAGAAUGGACCUAAUUUUUGCUAACCUGAAUUUGUCCCACAGUGUUAUAGAACUUUCAUUGCGAGUAAGGCUAAUAAAUUAUUUGUUUCAUUAAGUUUUUUUUAAGAUCAUUACGUCAACAAUUUCGACCGAAAACUUAUUUACGGGCAAUACAUACCACUUAUUUCUUAUAAGUUAUACAUGCAGUGCCUUGCAAAUUCUUAAAUUUUUAGUUGUUUUCAUUAUAAGAACAUAAGGCAUGGGGCAUACAAUUUUCUAAGUAACUUUGAAGAAUGCUUGAUCUCAAAGUCAGAAUUUGAAAACGGACAAAUUUUGAGAACGACUUAAGCAAUUCGUAUGUAUACAAAAUGUUCCUUUUACUUACAAUAGAAAAGGUGUAUAAUUUUAAGUUCGCAAAGAAGAAAAACAUUUUUUAUCACUUCUAAUGUUAAUACAAAAUUUCUGUUUCCACUUUUCGUUGUUUUUUUAGUUUUAGCAUAUAGGUAAAGAGCAUUGUUUUCAUUAAUAUGAUUGUGAAUAUCAAAGAUUGUUAAUGUUUCUCGUCGAAUAAAUGUUAACAGAUCAG